AUGGCUCAAAACAUUAUAUUAUUAUUUAUUAAAAUUUUAACGUUUAUUCUUUUAACUUGGAUAUGUCACUUUUAUAAUGACAUGAACACUUUAAAUAAAUAUUUGGAUGAAAAAUGCAGUUUUCGCAGAAAAUUAAAUUCAACAAAAUAUCCAUUAUUAGCACAAUAUAAACAGGGGAAGGAUCUAUAUAUUGCAAAUUCUAAGGAAGAAAUUCCAGAUAAUGAAGUCAAUAAACAAAAAAAUAUAUUUAAUAAUAAAAAAGGAGCAAACGGAAAACAUAAGCAAUCCUGUAGAAGUUCACUAUAUGUUCAGAAAUAUGGUAAAAAUGUUGAUGAAAAUAAAUGUAUUACACCUAAAACCAAAAAAUAUUCGAAUUAUGAACAAAAAAUAUUUAAAGAACUUGAAUAUAAUGAUUACCUUAAAAAUAUCAAGAUAAUUGAAGAUAAGGAAUAUAAAAAAGUAAAACGUAAAAAACGCCGCAUACGAAUUUCUUUACUUUUGUUAUUUUUUUUGGUAUUGGUGAUGCCAAUAUUAGAUCUUUUACUAGAAAAACUUACAACUGGUGGAUUGUUGGGUUCAUUAGGCUUGUUUUACAUAAAUACAGUUGAAGGUGCACAUACGAUAGGUGGGGUGUUGAGUACAUUAUUCGCCAUAGAUGGAUGGAGUAAUUUACAAAAAACAUGUGCAACAACUAUUUUUUUUUAUUGCGUACCCUUCCUUAUAUUUGUUCUGAUAUUUAUAUUAGGGAUGAUUUAUUAUUAUAAAAAAGUUAUAAAAUAUGAAAAUAUUAAAUUUAGAAAAAGAAUAAAUAAGAAGUAA
This is a messenger RNA of Plasmodium malariae, 819 nucleotides long. RefSeq names its product fam-l protein. The record is from RefSeq and is a predicted model, not a curated record. The coding region runs from base 1 to 819 and encodes 272 amino acids. The transcript is spliced from 2 exons. Lineage: Eukaryota; Apicomplexa; Aconoidasida; Haemosporida; Plasmodiidae.